CAUCCUCCGCCGCACGCACCGCAAUACUCCUCAACGCCUCUCCUCCUCCAGAUCCCGAUGCCUAGGCUCCAUGGCUGCCCUCGUCCCUACCUCCAGUCUCUCCGCCCUCUAGCUCAAGAUCGCAAGCGCACAUAAAGCCAUGGAGCCUGCAGCCGAGGACACCACAUCUGCCAUGCCAAACUCGUGGGAGACGGCCGACAUCGAUGCUCACAUGAGCCGACUCAUCCUCUCCGCGUGUCGUGUGUCCUCCCCGCUGGACCUCGCCUUCUCCAUGAAGAAGACAGUCACCUCCGUUACCCGAGGAUAGAUCGCGGGCCGACCCGACCCCUCCAUCACCAAUCGGCGCUGGCGGCAUCUAUUCCCCACUGGAUAUGCGGGCGAGAACAUCAUCCCGGUGGACGGUGGUCAAGCGGCGGUGUCCUCGAGAAGCAGAGCCUCCGGCACAGCUCCAACCUCUUCCUUCGACUUCGACCAAAUCCAUGAACUACAGAUUCAUCCGUCGACGGCAGCCCAAUCAGGAACCAACGGACCAAUCCAUUGUUUUGCCUUUUGAGGUCCAAGACAAUAAUUUGCUGUCUUCAGAAACUUGUGUCCAUUUCCUCCUCAAAUUGUUAAACCCUCCGGUGAAUGUUGUUGAUGCCAAAGCACCAUCAAUAGGUUCCAAACUUCUUGGAAUCGGUAAAUUUCAGAUGCUUAACGGUUCCAAUAAGGAUGUGGACUCUUGUUCAGAGGACAUACUUUCAAAAGUUGAAGAAAUCUUCUUAAGCUGCAAAGAGAUCAAACCAGCAGACAGGGAUUAUAAGAGAACAACAAGGCCGGAACUAUGUUCAAAGUGGCUUGCUUUGUUGACAAUGGAAAAGGCGUGCUUGUCUGUUGUUGCAUUAGAGGAUACAUCUGACAUGGUGUUAGAACUCGGAGGAAAUUUCAAAGAAACAUUAAGGCAGUUGGGUGGCCUUGAUGAUAUUUUUAAUGUCAUGGUGAAUUGCCAUUCAGAACUGGAGGUAAGACCUUAUUUGUGUGUAUGUAUGUUCUCUAACAGUUUAUACAAAACUAUUAAAUUGGCAUUAUUUGUUAUUUUGUUCUGCUAUGGUAAAGGAUGGUUAACUUUUGAGCCUUGUACAAUUCAUGCUCCAGUAUACUUGGAGCUGCAAUCUGAUGAAUAUUAUUUUGAGCAACAUGAAAAACAUGUUGCAAGACAAGGAUAUGUUGCAGUAAUUGCUUUGGUUGAAAUGUUUUAGAUUUCAAAUGUACUGUUGGGUUUGUGUUGGGUUUCAACUCUAGCCUACCCCAACUUGCUCGGGACUA
Zea mays is the source of this 1305-nucleotide messenger RNA. RefSeq names its product wings apart-like protein 1. The record is from RefSeq and is a predicted model, not a curated record. The transcript has 3 exons. The coding region runs from base 372 to 1238 and encodes 288 amino acids. Lineage: Eukaryota; Viridiplantae; Streptophyta; Magnoliopsida; Poales; Poaceae.